AUGAAUAAAGAUCUAGCAUGUAUUCAAGGAAAUUCAAGAGUUUAAUCAAGAUAACAAGACUCUUAGCAGCAAGAUGGGAUGUCUUAGCCUUAUAAAUACCACAAUAAUUAUAAUUAGUCAAGACCAGGAUCAUUUGGGAAGGAUGUUAUAUUUUUUAAGCAAAGAAUUCUAUAAGGGAAAGCAAUUAAUGCCUUAUCAAACAGUAAUACUAAUGCUCCAGAUAACAGUAGCAGCACCUAAAUAGGCUCAAAUUCAUAAAAUGGGUUUAGAAAAAAUUUCGACAUGAAACCUUCUUAUUUUACUUUUAAAAGGCCUCUAACUCACAGUUUUUCUCAAAAGAUUUUGAAAUAGCCUGGCAGAAUCGGUGAUGGUCAUGGAGGAGGAAUGAGUGGCGGGGGAUUUAGUUAGUCAAUUAUGAACGACACUCAAAAGAACUGGAUGGGUACUUAGGGAGUUGUAGAUGAAGGGGGUUCAGAUGAAAAUGAAGAAAAUGGCUAACCUAAAGUUCUCUAUUCAAUGAAGUAAUUAAAAUAGUUACAUCAUUUCACAAACUAUGGCUAAUGGAAUACUACUCAUUCGAGAGUUCCAAUGGAUACCUAUCAAAAAGGAAGAUUUGCAUUCAAGACAGGUGGCUAUCCGAAUUCUAUGCCAUUAAACAUGAAAAUUGAUGAUUAAGUUGUAGCUGAUAAGAACAUAAGAGAAAAGAUUGAAGUAAUUGAUUAAAUAGAUUUGAAGGAAACUUAAAAAGGUAGUCAAAAUGAGUAACCUGAAAAGUUAUAAAUAGAAGAGGUUAAAAUACUACGAACAUCUGAGAUAUUGCCACCUUCUAAUUACAGAUAGAGUAUUAAUACUAUCGCAAUGUCCUCUUAAUUCUAAGAGCCUAUCAUGGAUGUUAGAGUAAUUUUUGGAAAGAGCUAAGAGCUACAGAAUUCAAUGAAAAAGUCAAGAACUUUAAAGCGGAACUACCUCAAACAAACAUUCACAACAGCAAAGAAAUAACAUAAUAAUAAUCAUCUUUCCAAUAACUUACUUAAAUUAAAAGAUCCUAAUUAAAAAGAGAUUUAGAACUUACCCCUUAUAAGUGAUUUCAAGGAUUUAAUUAAGAGCUAAUACAGAACAUAAACUAGCCCAGCUGGUGCUACUUAAUCUAAUAAUAACCAAAGAUCCAGUUCAUAGCCGGCUGUAGAAAAUACAGAUCUUCUCUAAUCUUAAAACCCUAAUGAAUAAUCAGUGGAGGGAGAAGUAAAUCCAGCAGACAGUCUUCAUCAACUCGGUAGUCCAAAUGUUUAUGGAAAAUUAUUCAUAGUUUCAAACAAGAUAAAGCAUGUAGAAGAAUAUCAAAGAGUUUUGGAAUCUAAGAACUACCAUUAAUAUAAGAUCUUGCUCAUGAAGAAUAAAAUCAAAGUAAUGGACAAAUACCUCUCUUAACUUAAGCCAAUUGUGUGCCUAAACUCUAUUCGAUCCAUUUAUAAAAAACAGUCUGAAAACAAUGAGCAGCUUACUCGAAAAAGGAUUUUAAUUAAGUAUCUGGAAAGGUUGUUUGAUCAGAAGAUGCAUGAUCACUUUAGAGGUCUGAAUUAAAAAGAUGAUAAAAUUAUAACAGAAGAGGUAAGACGCGAGAUUAUAAUGGCCUUAGCUGAAAAUAUCCUUAGUGGAUAACUUGAUAGUGAAGAUGGUAAUACAGAGCGCUAAAUAGAUGAAAUUUUAAAUAGGUAUGGACUUAAACGACCUCCAUAAAGACUAUUUGACUGA
Messenger RNA from Stylonychia lemnae, 1752 nucleotides. The record is from the annotation of a GenBank genome assembly. Lineage: Eukaryota; Ciliophora; Spirotrichea; Sporadotrichida; Oxytrichidae.